This is a messenger RNA of Chara braunii, 2650 nucleotides long. The record is from the annotation of a GenBank genome assembly. NCBI's taxonomy places the organism in Eukaryota, Viridiplantae, Streptophyta, Charophyceae, Charales, Characeae.
CGUCAGCAGGAAAAAGCAGCAGUGCCACGUCAGCAACCAGUCACGGCAGCAGCAGGUCACGUCAGUGCAUGGUGCUCACCCGCUCAAAGACAAGCGGCAUGGAGCAGCAGCCAGGCGAGACUACCGAGGCCUAUGAGGCCCGCAUGCUGGACAUGGUAGCAGAGUACAAGCAACGGGCAGCUGCGGCAACAUCCGCACGUAAAAAGGAAGAUGAGCAAGCAGAGGAACAACGUCGCCUCGCUGAACAGCAGCGACAGGCGGAUGCUGAGGCAGCAACGAAGGCCGCAGACGAACGCCGUCGACUACGCCGAGACAAACUCCUCGGAUGCGAGGGGGAUAUCGAGGUAAUUGCCGGCGAAUGCACAACAAGAGGACAUCCUCUGCAUAGACACCCUGGUCCGGAAGCACUUCGAAUUAUUUAUGAACUGCUUGACCGGGUACGUCGGCUGGAACAGCAGCUUGCAGCAGCCAACCCCGCCGGACCCUCCAACUUGACGGACCGCGUCAAUGUCUUGGAAAUCGACGUCGAGACUUUCAAGGACGGCGCUCUAACGACAAAUCAGCGGAUUGACCAGCAGAUUGGCGCGGCCGCAGCCAGUCCGACCGCGACUAAUCGCGAGAGCAUCCCGAAGUUUGACGGCCUCCCGAUCUUCUGCGAUGCAACGAAGACGGACCCGAUCCCAUGGUGGCGGCAGUUUGAGCUGAAGUUGGACAUUCACCACGUCAUCAACCCGAACCGGCACGCCUACUUAUACUCCCGCUCGGGAGGCGCGUGCCAGGCAUGGCUGGACAACAUGUUGUCCACGCACAACGUCACAGUCUCCGAGCUGUAUCCAAAGAUCAGCUGGGCUGAUCUCAAGGCAGCAUGGCAUAAGCAGUUCCAAGUAGAGCCGCCCGAGCUUCAGGCAGCCGAGAAACUUCAACGGUUCUAUCAGAACGACCUGCCAAGCACAGACUGGAUCACCGAGGACCAACGCUUGGCAUCCACGCCCAACUUGCCGUCGACAUUUGUCGCUAUCAAGCACUUCUUCAUCAGAAGGAGCUGCCCGGCGUUGCAGAACGCCUUGACGCAAGUUGCGGAGAUGCUCACCACAAGUGAGCAGCUUUUUUAUAAAGCCUCGCAGAUCAUCGUGACGAACAUCGAAGCCAAGAAUUUGGGCCAUUCGUCUGCUGCAGGCCAGGGCAGAGGACAGCAUCGGCCGAAAUUGGCCGUGGUCGCAACAACUACAACGACCAACCCUUCAAAGGAGGGUGCCUCUUUUAAGGAAGGAGACAGAUUGGCAACCGCCCGGGAUGGUGGCCGCCCCGCUAGAGGGCGAGGACGCGGCAAACCGAAGACACACACCAAUUCAGCCCCUGGGGACGGACCAGCGGCUCAAGAGCCUUGGACACAUUACGGUAUCUUGGAAGGCGUGUACCGCAUCCGUACUAACGCUGAGGUGCCGUGUACCAUUCCUCUUCCGCACUCCUCGAUCCGGUGCAAAGUUGCAACGGCCAAGUCUUUUCGGGCCACUUGCGCUUACGAGCGGACCGACAAGACAUGCCUAUGUUUUCUACGAGCCGCUGCGACGACCGAAUCUUCACCUACGAACUUGUCUUCAGACCCCCGAGUGGUGCGGCUGCUCGACGAGUUCACCGACAUCUUCGAGGUUCCUACCGGUGUGGUGCCGGAUCGGCUGCUCUCCCACGAGAUCAUUCUCGAGGCCGGUGCCGUGCCGCCGAAAGGAUGCAUCUAUCGCAUGAGUGAGGAAGAGCUCGAGGUUCUCCGCGCUCAACUCGAGGAUGUUUUGGACAAGGGCUGGAUCCGCCCUAGUAGCUCACCAUAUGGUGCGCCAGUUCUCUUCGUACGGAAGAAGAACAAGGAUCUUCGCUUGUGCAUCGACUACCGCAAGCUCAACGAACAAGCCGUAAAGAAUGCAGGACCUCUUCCGCAGAUUGACGACCUUCUCGAGCGUUCGGGCGGCGCAAAAUUCUUCUCAAAGUUGUACUUGAAGUCGGGCUACCAUCAAAUCUCAAUAUGCCUGCAAGAUUGCUACAAAUCUGCGUUCAAAACAAGACGCUCCGCCGUGCCAAGUACAUUUGAGGAUCAUCUUGAGCACCUUCGACGAGUAUUGGAGACGCUCCGCCGCGCCAAGUACAAAGCCAACCACGACAAGUGCGAAUUUGUCCGGCAAGAGCUGGAAUACUUGGGCCAUUUUGUCACACCGGAGGGCAUCAGUCCGUUGUCGGACAAGAUUCAAGCCAUCCAAGAGUGGCCGGAGCCGAAGACCGUCACAAACGUCUGUUCCUUCCUUGGCUUAGCCGGCUACUAUCAACGCUUCAUCAAGGGAUACUCGAAGAUCGCGGCUCCCUUAUCCAAGCUUCAAUGCGAGGACCGGCCAUUCGACUUCGACGACUAUGCGCGAACUUCAUUUUUGGCUCUCAAAGCCGCAUUGCUAUCCGCGGAGGUGUUGCGCAUCUACGAUCCGCUUUUGCCGACACGUGUCACUACCGAUGCGUCUGGCUAUGGCAUUGGUGAUGUCCUCGAGCAACAUGACGGUGUGGACUGACACCCGAUUGAGUACUUUAGCAAGAACGUGCCCGCCGUACACUCGAUUGACGACGCACGGAAGAAGGAAUUAUUGGCCUUCGUACACGCGCUCAAGCGCUG